UCAAAAACCAUCUCACACCAAAACAUAAAGCUCCCAUCAUCUUAUUUACUUUCAAAUCUUACUAAAUACACCCCCUCAACUUUCAUUUCUACUAUCAAAACCCAAAUGGGUCAAAGCUCGAGCUUCACCACCGUCAUGGUGGCUGUUCUGCUGGUAAUGAUGUUCGGUUCAGCCUACUCAGGCAACUUCUUCAAUGAGUUCGACCUCACGUGGGGUGACCACAGGGGGAAAAUCUUCAACGGAGGAAACAUGUUGUCUCUGUCUCUGGACCGGGUUUCCGGGUCGGGGUUCAAAUCCAAGAAAGAGUAUCUAUUCGGACGUAUCGAUAUGCAGCUUAAACUCGUCGCCGGUAACUCAGCCGGUACCGUCACUACUUACUACUUGUCGUCACAAGGAGCAACGCAUGAUGAGAUAGAUUUCGAGUUUCUAGGGAAUGAGACAGGUAAGCCUUAUGUUCUUCACACCAAUGUCUUUGCUCAAGGGAAAGGCAACAGAGAACAACAGUUCUAUCUCUGGUUCGACCCAACCAAGAACUUCCACACUUACUCUAUUGUCUGGAGACCACAACACAUCAUAUUCUUGGUGGACAAUUUGCCUAUAAGAGUGUUCAACAAUGCAGAGAAGCUUGGUGUUCCUUUCCCAAAGAACCAACCAAUGAUGAUCUACUCGAGUCUGUGGAAUGCAGAUGAUUGGGCUACAAGAGGCGGUCUGGUAAAAACUGACUGGUCCAAGGCUCCUUUCACAGCUUACUACAGAGGAUUCAACGCUGCGGCUUGCACUGUCUCUUCAGGAUGUGAUCCCAAAUUCAAGACUUCUUUAAGUGAUAGUGAAUUGCAAACGGCAAAUGAGCUCAAUGCAUAUGGCAGGAGGAGACUCAGAUGGGUGCAGAAAUACUUCAUGAUCUAUAAUUAUUGCUCUGAUCUCAAAAGGUUCCCUAGAGGAUUCCCUCCUGAGUGCAGGAGGUCAAGAGUCUAAUGAAAAACAAUAAACAUCCCAUAUGAUUAUGUGUCUGCUUGUUGCAGUUUCCUCUCUUUGAUUCUAAAGAUUUGUUUCUUCUUUGUUAUGUUUCCAUUGUACAUUCUCGAGGUCAAUAAAUCUAUUUCCUGCU
Molecule: messenger RNA, 1108 nt
Organism: Brassica oleracea var. oleracea
Lineage: Eukaryota; Viridiplantae; Streptophyta; Magnoliopsida; Brassicales; Brassicaceae
Product: xyloglucan endotransglucosylase/hydrolase protein 15
Exons: 3
Coding region: 106-975 (289 amino acids)
Biological process (GO): cell wall biogenesis; xyloglucan metabolic process
Cellular component (GO): cell wall; apoplast
Molecular function (GO): xyloglucan:xyloglucosyl transferase activity; hydrolase activity, hydrolyzing O-glycosyl compounds
Source: RefSeq, a predicted model, not a curated record